UUCUCUCUACAUAGACGACUUUCAGAUUUUAAGCUGAAACCAAUAAAUGGAACAGAGAUAUUCUCCCUGUAAGAAUCCCUUUUCAUUUUGAGCUUGAAAAAUCUUAUUUAUCAUACAUAAAAAGCAAAAUUCGAGGAAACUCCGAUGUCUGAACGAGAACAGUCAUCUUCUAAACCUCCAACGUCUAUACGGCCGAUGAUAACUCUGCCGCCCCGGAGUUCAAUGGAGAAUUAUUUUAUCGGCGGGUCAGGAGCAAGCCCAGGUCCGAUGACUUUGGUUUCCAGUUUCUUUACUGAAAAUGAACCAGAGACUGACUUCCGGUCGUUUUCUCAGCUGCUUGCCGGCGCCAUGGCGUCUCCCACCGCGGUGCCAAAUGUCAGGCGUGACUUUCCUCCGUCCCAUGAUGCGGCGGCUCAUAUGAAUUCCGGUGGUGAUGUGUUUCAGCUGAAUAGGCCGGCAGGCUUGGUGGCGUCGGAGCAACUGGGUGUGCUUACCAUACCGCCGGGAAUGACUCCGGCGGGCUUGCUUGAUUCGACGGGGAUUUUUCCACCGGCUCAGGGUCCUAAUGGGAUUUCUCAUCAAAAAAUGCUGGCUCAAGUUUCGACUCAGGCUCGGGCUCGACAACAGAUGCCGCCCCCGAAGGCCAGCCAUAAAAUGAAGGAGUCAUCGGAUAUUUCUCAUUCUGAUCAGACAUAUCAACCUUCUAACUUGACCGUUGAUAAACCUGCAGAGGAUGGGUAUAAUUGGCGCAAGUACGGGCAAAAGCAAGUGAAGAGCAGCGAGUAUCCUCGAAGCUAUUAUAGAUGUACUAAUUCAAAUUGUCCGGUGAAGAAGAAAGUCGAACGGUCUCUUGAAGGACAAAUAACUGAGAUCAUAUACAAGGGACAGCAUAAUCACCAGCCACCCAAUAAGCGUGGAGCCUCCAAUGCUCAAGGGAGCUCUGAGUCGAGCCAAGUUACACCGGAACGUGUAUCUGGAUCAAGUGACAGUGAUGAAGUGGGUAAUGCUGAAACUAGAGUCAAUGAAUGGGAUGACGAUGAACCACAAUCCAAGCGAAGGAACAUAGAGGUUCAGACUUCUGAACAAGCAACGAACCACCGGACAGUUACAGAACCUAGGAUCAUUGUUCAGACGUUAAGCGAAGUUGAUCUUUUAGAUGAUGGUUAUAGGUGGCGAAAAUACGGUCAGAAAGUCGUUAAAGGAAACCCGUUCCCAAGAAGCUACUACAAGUGCACCAGCGCCGGCUGCAAUGUGCGCAAACACGUUGAAAGGGCUCCAAGCGACCUGAGAGCUGUCGUGACGACAUACGAGGGCAAGCAUAAUCACGACGUACCUGCUGCCCGCAACAGCAGCCACAGCACUGCUAACGCUACUUCACAGUCAAGACAACUCAAUGCUUUGAUUGAUAUGCAGUCCGCAAAUAGAAGAACAGAACUGGGGAACAAUGGAUUUAAGGAAGAAUAAAUAAAUUAACCAAUGAGAGUUGUUUUAUGUCGUGUCGUUAGCCUGUUUUGCACCAUUUUGAAGUAGACAGAAUCAAAAUACAAAGACAAGAAAGAAGAAUCGAAUAGGAUUAUUUGUAAAUUUCAUUUACUUCAAACAGCGUUUGGAAUGCAAUCUUUCUGUAAAAGCUUUUGUAAUGCCAGUAUUGUAUAAUCUAUUGUGAAAUUGGCUUUUAACCCUUGUGUUGGAACACUAA
Molecule: messenger RNA, 1699 nt
Organism: Olea europaea var. sylvestris
Lineage: Eukaryota; Viridiplantae; Streptophyta; Magnoliopsida; Lamiales; Oleaceae
Product: probable WRKY transcription factor 3
Exons: 4
Coding region: 145-1464 (439 amino acids)
Biological process (GO): regulation of DNA-templated transcription
Molecular function (GO): DNA-binding transcription factor activity; sequence-specific DNA binding
Source: RefSeq, a predicted model, not a curated record